AAGCAAUUAAAAGCUAAUUACUACGGAUUAAUUUUUUAUUCUUUAAAAUACCCGAAUCUUUUAUAAGUUCUAUCUGCAAGAAUUCAAACAAUCGGCUUCUUUUGCGAGAAAUUAAACCGACGGUGUGAAAAAUCUAGUGAUAUCGGUGUAGCCAUCGUUGACUUUGACUUUUCAAAAGUCACUAAAUUGUUGAUGUGUGUGUGUUGUGACUGUCGUGUUCUGUUGUUGUAUGUAUGCGUGUGAAGUGCCGAAGGCCGUUUUAAACAAGAUUCGCUCGAAAAAUGUAAAAUCCCUUGAUUUAGAAUGAUCUGUUAGGUUGCUACAACCCCGCCCCUUAUGAUGCCUAGAAAUAGAAGUAUACAUUAGAUUUCGUCUAGCCUUCGUAAUGCCUCAUGUCAUAAUAAACAAAUACUGAAACGUACGGUAGUAAAAUGGCUGGCCCCACAACAAUUAAUAAUAGAGGGCCAUGCUUUUGGUGCUUAAAAGCCAUAAAAUGGAUACCUGUUUUGUUCAUAGUCGUUAUUAUAGCAUGGUCCUAUUAUGCUUAUGUCGGCCAGCUAUGCUUAGACACUGUAAAGUCCACUGCUAAGCAAAUUGUUUACUUAAUAUUUUACCACAUGUUCUUCAUAAUGUUGUGUUGGUCGUAUUGGCAAACUAUCUUCACGGAAAUCGGACGAGUUCCUUUGAAGUAUAAAAUCGACGAUGCCGAUUUCCGAACCCUCACGAUCACAGAAUCGGCUGAAGCCCAGCGCCAGAUCCUGGAGAACAUUUCUAGACACCUCCCGAAUACUAACAUCAACAUCCAAGGCUUCCCGCGAUUCUGCGACAAAUGUAAAAUAAUCAAACCCGACCGGACUCACCACUGUUCAGUUUGCGGCGAGUGCGUCUUAAAAAUGGACCAUCACUGUCCCUGGAUCAACAAUUGUGUUUCGUUCACAAAUUAUAAGUUUUUCUUGUUGUUCUUAGGGUAUGCUCUUUGUUAUUGCAUCUAUGUUGCUUUAACAUCUCUUCCGUAUUUCAUUGAUUUUUGGAAAGGUAGUUUGGAAGGUCCAGGUAGAUUUCACAUUCUGUUUUUAUUUUUUGUUGCCAUUAUGUUUGGAGUGAGUCUUAUUUCGUUGUUUUGUUAUCACUGUUAUUUGGUUAGCGAGAAUAGAACCACUCUUGAAGCAUUUCGUCCGCCGAUUUUUAGGACCGGGCCUGAUAAGAGGGGCUUCAGUUUAGGUCGUUAUAACAAUUUCCAGGAGGUUUUCGGGGAUAAUCCGAAAACGUGGUUUAUUCCAGUAAAAACUAGUUUGGGCGAUGGCCAUACGUUCCCUCAAAGGCAUAUGGAGGAAGACAGGGAAGGACUUCUUAAUCAUAACUUAGAUGAAGAAGCCAACUAUUGCGCUUGAUAGUUUAAAGUGAAAUUUUUUAUAAUGUAACUUAGACUACUCACUACAAAUCGUGCUUGCAAUUCCUUUUGCGCAAAAGCACUUACAUUGUUCCUUUAUAAGUUCUUGUUUUUCAACUAAAUUAAUAUAUGGUAGUUAUAUAA
Molecule: messenger RNA, 1534 nt
Organism: Zophobas morio
Lineage: Eukaryota; Metazoa; Arthropoda; Insecta; Coleoptera; Tenebrionidae
Product: palmitoyltransferase ZDHHC15B
Exons: 7
Coding region: 432-1391 (319 amino acids)
Molecular function (GO): palmitoyltransferase activity
Source: RefSeq, a predicted model, not a curated record